AUGUGGAAUGAGCAGGUGUUUAGGCAAGUAGAGUCUAUGUCUGCUGAGUUGGAAGAGAGGGGAUCCAAAUUUUGGAAAUCUAUAGUGGAUGUUUUACCUGAGGUAGCUGCAAAUUGUCAAUGGAAGAUCAAUGAAGAAAAUAUCUCGUUUUGGUUUUCUCAUUGGAUGCUGAAUGACCCUCUAUGUAACCAAGUUACUAACAUUAACCAACCUGGUUUGAGAAUACGUGAUGUAUGUUUGGAGUCCGGAUGGGAUAUUGAGAGGUUACAUGAACUAGUUGGAGAAGAUGUGGCGGGGAAUAUUAUGCAAAAACUUCAUGCUUGCAAGCCUGGUCAGGAUAUUUUGAUAUAG
Messenger RNA from Fraxinus pennsylvanica, 351 nucleotides. The record is from the annotation of a GenBank genome assembly. Lineage: Eukaryota; Viridiplantae; Streptophyta; Magnoliopsida; Lamiales; Oleaceae.